UUGUGAUUUCCAAAUCCAAAAGAAAGUCAACUUCUUUGCAAAAACCAGAAAAAUGGGGACGACUCUGGGAAAGCCACUUGCCGGUUUUUUCCACAAAGAAGAACUGAGGAUAGUGUUCUUCGGUCUGGACGCUACCGGAAAAUCAUCAAUACUGCACAAACUCAAAACCGGAGAAACCCUUGCCACAACCAUGCCUACUGUUGGAUUGAAUGUGGAAAGUGUAAGAUACAAGGAUUCAAUCUUGAGCUUUUGGGAAAUGGGCGGCCAACAGUGUUACAAGUGGUUUCCAAUAUCGAAACAUUACUUCCAAGAUAUAGCGGGGCUUGUGCUUGUAGUCGAUAGCACGGACAGAGAUCAAAUAGAAGAGGCAAAAGAUUUUCUUAACGUGGUGAUUGAUGAGGUAACAAACAAACCUGACUUUAAAACAUUGAGCAAGUCACAUAAUCUAAUGUUUGAUGCCGUGAAUAACAGAUACAAGGGAGUGUACCGGACAAUGUGGCUGUUCUUGUAUAUGGAAACAAGCAUGAAGUUCCUGGUGCUAUGUCUGCUUCUGAGAUCAGUAACAAGCUCGAUCUCACUUCUCUUCGUCAAAAAAACUGGCAGAGAAACUGGUAAGAAGAUAAGAAAAACCUUUCAAGACUCUAAUUUUGCGAUUAGGAUUGAUUCUUCUGACGAUCUGUUUUUUUAUUUUCGCUUGCUAGGCAUGUCCAGAGCUCAUGUGCAUUCUCUGGUGAUGGUUUACAUGAAGGACUCGACUGGCUAUUGAACAAUGCUGAAAGAAUGUAAGAAUGUGUCCUGAUUUUUAUCGCGGAAUCUCUGUACCGAAAAUAGCCAUCUUCUGUAUCAAGUUAUUCACCUCAUCAUGCUUAUUUGCUAGCUCCAUCAACAACUUGAUCCUUUUAAAUGAGACAUUGCUCGGUC
Messenger RNA from Arabidopsis lyrata subsp. lyrata, 921 nucleotides. Its product is annotated as ADP-ribosylation factor 1. The transcript is spliced from 3 exons. Gene Ontology annotation, cellular component: cytoplasm. Gene Ontology annotation, molecular function: GTPase activity; GTP binding. NCBI's taxonomy places the organism in Eukaryota, Viridiplantae, Streptophyta, Magnoliopsida, Brassicales, Brassicaceae. The coding region runs from base 53 to 766 and encodes 237 amino acids. The record is from RefSeq and is a predicted model, not a curated record. Gene Ontology annotation, biological process: intracellular protein transport; vesicle-mediated transport.